Messenger RNA from Protopolystoma xenopodis, 369 nucleotides. The record is from the annotation of a GenBank genome assembly. NCBI's taxonomy places the organism in Eukaryota, Metazoa, Platyhelminthes, Monogenea, Polystomatidea, Polystomatidae.
UUUUCCCUGUCGCGUCGCGAAACAGAAAUGGAUGACUUUACUGACCUACCUAUCGAGCCUUUAAAGAUGUCAGAAUUCUGGCUGCCGAAUCCUGUUCCUGGUCGUUUGCUUACACAGAACAGUUUGGGACCUGGCGAUGUCGAUCUCUUCACUAGCUGUCUUGAUUCAAGCCAGACAAAGCACGAUUCCACCAUUUUUACUAGAGGCGAGUCGGCCAGCAACGGCGUCGAAGGUAAUCAAAUAGUGAUCUCUCCUGUUUGUAUAUAUAUAUAUAUAUAUAAUGUUUAUGUGGGCGAAAGGUCUUUAAUGCCUAUUAGGAAUAAUAUUAGAAAUGUAUCACACUCAUGUAAAAUAAUUCUUAAAGCAUGA